AGCCCGCACGAUCUCCUUUUUAAACCCCCGACCCGCGACGCUUCACUUCCGGUGGUCUACGAGUCCGAGCAUUUCUACGGUAGCCGCCUCGUCGGGCCGGUUCUUGGCUUGGGACUGGGGUUGGUUAUUGACGAACGGGGAAGCGGCGGAGAGAUGGUGGUGACGGACGGGAAGUGCUCGGCGCCGGCGUCGCGGAAGGGGCCGGUCCGGAGCCACAGCGAGGCCGAGCGCAAGCGGCGGCAGCGCAUCAACGCCCACCUCGCCACGCUCCGCACCCUCGUCCCCUCCGCAUCCCGGAUGGACAAGGCGGCGUUGCUGGGCGAGGUGGUGCGGCACGUGCGUGAGCUGCGGGGGAAGGCGAGCGACGCGAUGCAGGGCGUCGGCCUCGGCGUCUUCCCAGGGGAGGUCGACGAGGUGGGCGUCGUCGAGGAGGACGACUGCUGGCCACCCGACCACUUCUACUGCGCCGAGCCCGGGGCGGACAACGAGCGUCGACGUCCGCGGCGCGUCAGGGCGUGGGUGUGCUGCGCCGACCGCCCGGGGCUCAUGUCCGACCUGGGCCGCGCCGUGCGAUCUGUCAGCGCGCGCCCCGUCCGCGCCGAGAUCGCCACCGUCGGCGGGAGGACCCGCAGCGUCCUGGAGCUGGACGUCAGCGACGACGCGACCGCCGCCGCCGCGGGCAAUGCCAGGGCGGUGGCGCUGUCCACGCUGCGCGCGGCGCUGCGCACCGUGCUGCUCAACCGGGAGGAGCACCUCGAGGCCGCGGAGGGGUACAAUCGGCCGCGCUUCUCGACGCAGAUCGCCAAGGUGCAGUUAACGUCCUAGCUACCUAAGGCGCGGCAAAACGAAGGGAACACCGCCUUGUUGAUACACUCGAUCGUACUGCUGUCUUCAACUGUUUCAUGUUUGGUCUAAUUGGCAAGUAGUAUGGUCAUGCAGACUUAUCAGGGAUACUGUUUGCGGUAGUGGAAUUUAGAGUACGAUUGUGGUGCGUG
Phragmites australis (common reed) is the source of this 995-nucleotide messenger RNA. RefSeq names its product transcription factor AIG1-like. Gene Ontology annotation, molecular function: DNA-binding transcription factor activity; protein dimerization activity. NCBI's taxonomy places the organism in Eukaryota, Viridiplantae, Streptophyta, Magnoliopsida, Poales, Poaceae. The transcript is spliced from 2 exons. The record is from RefSeq and is a predicted model, not a curated record. Bases 154 to 825 code for a protein of 223 amino acids. Gene Ontology annotation, biological process: regulation of DNA-templated transcription.